CGAUCAAUGAAACGGAUUGUCAGCACAAAGGAAAAUUCUUCCAAAUGUAAACUUGCACUUAUUGGAAGGGUUGAUAUUGAAGACAUGGGGUAUGAAGGGAAUUGCAGUGGCAGUUUAGUGCAUAAAUCUUCCACCCGAGGAGUGCUGGUUCUGCUAGGGCUUCUGAGCACUGUUGGCGGUUGUCCUAUCUGCAGAUGCUACAGUAAUGCAACUGACUGUUCCGCUGUAGGCCUUGUCUCUUUGAGGCCCAUCCAAGAGCAGCUGGGUCUGGGCUCACUUGUGCUCAAUCUUUCUCAGAACAACCUGUCCUCCUUUGGAAGUUGUGACAUGUUAAAUCUAAGCAAUGUGGAGUUCCUAGAUCUGUCCCAUAAUCAUUUUUACAGCUUGAAAACUAGAGCUUUCCAAGGCCUUAGCAGCCUGCAAUGGUUAAAUCUCUCUUCCAACUACCUUGGAAUUGGUGAAGCCAGCCAGGAUCUCCCCAACAACACGGUGACUCGCAAAGACCUGAAUGGAAGUCUUGGAACAGUCGGUUUAUGGAAGGAGGUCUUCCAGGGAUUGUGGCAGCUGCAUGGGCUUGAUCUGUCCUCUAAUGGCCUCCUAUUGCUGCACAAGGGCUUGUUGGAUGGGCUUCAGAAGCUCACAUGGCUGUCCUUAGCUUACAACCGGCUAGUGACCCUGGACCGAGCCACAUUUGACCCCCUAAUGAACCUCCAGAAGCUCCAGCUGGCCGGAAACCCCUGGGAAUGUGACUGCAAACUGAUGGAUUUCAAACACUGGGUGGAGUGGUUAAUUUACAGGGAAGGACAGAUAGAUCGGAUGGAGUGCAGUUUCCCCAGGAACCUGAAAGGCAGGGAGAUCCGCAGCAUCCCAGCUGAGAUGUUCAGCUACUGUCAGAGUUCAACGAAGGAAGAUCCAUUGAAUCGUGCCACUAAGCCUCUCUGCCCACUUGGGCGGGUCAGUAGCAUUGAUAACUGUGUGCGGCAGCGACAUAGGUCAGUCAGUGUACGCAGGGCACAUGGCACACAAAUAGUUGCAGCAGUGGUGUGUGGCACAGUGUACAUCAUGAUGGUUGUUGCUGCAACUUAUGGCUGUGUCUAUGCCUCAUUUAUGGUAAGGCAUCAUAGAAAGAGGAAGAGCUGUGGGCAGUCUCUGAUAGCCAAGUAUGGAGCUGAGACAGAGCAGGAUGAUCAACAAGCUUCCUCUCUUAUCAAAUCAGAGGAGGGAACUAAAGAAGGCGAUGACUUUGAGCACGGCUAUCGAAUCAGCAGCUUCUGAAAAACACCACAGUUCACCCACCGUGCUAAAAAUCUGGCUACGGACUAAUCGUGAAUUUGCAGUUUAGACUGGAUGAGUCUGAAAAGCUGUGGCAUAUUUAAACUGCAUAGGUGCUCU
This is a messenger RNA of Cyprinodon tularosa, 1392 nucleotides long. Its product is annotated as leucine-rich repeat and transmembrane domain-containing protein 2-like. The transcript has 3 exons. NCBI's taxonomy places the organism in Eukaryota, Metazoa, Chordata, Actinopteri, Cyprinodontiformes, Cyprinodontidae. Gene Ontology annotation, molecular function: protein binding. The record is from RefSeq and is a predicted model, not a curated record. The coding region runs from base 7 to 1275 and encodes 422 amino acids.